This is a messenger RNA of Bradysia coprophila, 1527 nucleotides long. RefSeq lists its product as uncharacterized. The record is from RefSeq and is a predicted model, not a curated record. NCBI's taxonomy places the organism in Eukaryota, Metazoa, Arthropoda, Insecta, Diptera, Sciaridae.
CAACUAGUUAACUGUGUGCCCUGUGUGUAGACAUAACCGACCAGUUUACUUUCGGACAAUUGUUGUAAUACGAAUCGAUAACUAAAAGUAAACAGAUUAGACUCACUUCUACAAACGAUCACAGCCACAUUUCAACAUUUUCGGGAUUUCGAUAGAAUAGAAGCCGUUCACAUGUGGCAAAGAUGCAAUAGAUGUAAGCGACAAAGGAUUUGUCGAUCGAAUUUGCUCAAAUUGCUUGGUGGAAGCGUGAUAGCGGGCGCUCUAGGUGUGUUUGCAGUGAUUGGAUUUGGCAUUCUGCAGGCACACACUACGUUUGCUUUUCUCCAAGUUUUGGGUUCAUUUUGUGUGUGUUUACACAUAUUUGAUGAUGGAACAGUCACCGCAAUAGGUCGUCUUGGAAUGUGUGCGCUGAAAUUGGACUGGUGUAACUAUAUGCUAGUUUCUAUGAAAAUCAGAAAGGUCAAGGACAUCUGCGGCUGUACAAAAACGUACGUACUAACGGUACGGCAUGUCGAAAACUUGCGGCCUCUGCAGACGUUACAAUUUCAGGUGGGAGCCAAUUCAUGGACAUUGUCGUUGAGAAGAACCGAAUUUCUCAGCUUUGGUAUGAUCAGUGAAAAAUUGAGCAGGGUGAAAGUGGCGAUCAAUAUUUCGUCGGACAAUUUAGAAGUAUCGCCGAUAAGAAGAGAAAUUAUCAGAGAUAUUGCGGCUGGAGGUGGCUUUUAUAUGCAUGAUAUCAUUUCAUGGAAAGAACUUUUAAGAGCCGAAAAUCGAUAUGUUAAGAACGCCUGUCUUGCCAUGGAAAUUGAGAUAACGGAUGGCAAAUUUUUUGUCGAUUUACGCGAGAAAGAUGAACUGAGACCACGACUCGAAUCUCUAUUUCGGACAACAGGUAUGAAACCGGUCUCUUCUCCAUGGGCAUCGUUAUGGAAAUCUAGAGAUUCUGGAGUUAUACCAAAAAUGAAAAUCACGAAAACCGAAAAGAGCUGCGAUCUUGGCUGCCUAACCACACUGGAAUUAACCGUCGAUAACAUUGAAAAUAUUCGUACACUCGGGUCCACUCCAAGGACUCCAAGUGCAACGAUCAAAAUCGGGAAAUCAACUUGGACAUUGGAGGUGACCAAUUAUGAUGCAGACUAUGUCGGACUCAAGUUACGUGCUGACAAGGAAUUCGACGUCCGAGUGGUGAUUCAAGUUCGUUCCGAUAAGACGUCGGUCCUUUGCAUACGUAAGGUGAUCAUGCGACAUAUCGAGCCAGACAGCGAUUUGUGCGUUGAUCAGCUGCUAUUGUGGAGUGAGUUGAUCGAUCCUUAUAACGGUUUCAUAAUGGAUGCCGCUCUGAAAAUCGAAGUUGAGUUAACCAAUGGGUUGUACAUACUAGAUCACGUCAGUCCGUAAAAAAUGUGUGUUUUAGGGUAAGAUCCAGUUUUUGUCGUUGAUUUUACUUUAUAUUGUGUCAAAUAUUGCUUUCCAUUUACUUUAUUACAAUUAAAAUACUUUUCCACCUUUGAUUGCGAAUUCAUUGAU